Messenger RNA from Fraxinus pennsylvanica, 1737 nucleotides. Lineage: Eukaryota; Viridiplantae; Streptophyta; Magnoliopsida; Lamiales; Oleaceae. The record is from the annotation of a GenBank genome assembly.
AUGGUGGACGGAGGAGCAGUUUCCGCUGCAAAUAAAACCGAGUUCACAGAAUGCUGGAGGACAGCAUGGCAAACACCUUAUAUCAUGAGAUUAGCCCUCUCUGCAGGCAUUGGAGGCCUUCUCUUUGGCUAUGACACCGGUGUUAUUUCUGGUGCCCUCCUGUAUAUUCGAGAGGAUUUUAAAGCUGUAGAUAAAAAUACAUGGCAGCAGGAAACCAUUGUGAGCAUGGCUGUUGCAGGAGCGAUAGUAGGCGCUGCAGUAGGUGGAUGGAUUAAUGACAAGUAUGGGCGAAAAUUAUCGAUUUUGGUGGCCGAUUUUCUGUUCUUUGUUGGUGCAAUAAUUAUGGCAUUAUCUCCAGCUCCCUGGAUGAUCAUUUCUGGUAGAGUAUUUGUGGGAUUGGGAGUUGGAAUGGCUUCUAUGACUGCCCCUCUUUAUAUUUCAGAAGCUUCGCCUCACAGAAUCAGAGGUGCGCUUGUCAGUACAAAUGGGCUUCUCAUUACAGGAGGACAAUUUCUUUCUUAUCUUAUCAAUCUAGCUUUCACCCGUGUCAGUGGAACCUGGCGUUGGAUGCUCGGCGUUGCUGGUCUUCCUGCACUAGUUCAAUUUAUUUUGAUGUUAUCGCUCCCCGAGUCUCCAAGAUGGCUUUACAGAAAUGGUAAAGAAGAUGAGGCAAGGUCCAUCAUAGAAAAAAUAUAUCCAGCUGGCGAAGUUGAAGGCGAGAUGCAAGCCCUGAAAACAUCACUCGAGCAAGAGCAGGCCUUGGAAGGUUCACUUGGGGAAGGCAACAUCUUCCAGAAAGUGAAACAAGCCUGGGGUAAUGAUGUUGUUCGUAGGGGGCUAUAUGCUGGCAUUACAGUUCAGGUGGCUCAGCAGUUUGUGGGUAUUAAUACUGUCAUGUAUUAUAGUCCAACUAUAAUCCAGUUUGCAGGAUUUGCAUCAAAUAAGACAGCUUUGGCUCUUUCUCUUAUUACUUCUGGUCUAAAUGCCAUUGGAUCCUUAAUUAGCAUGGGUUUUGUGGAUAGGCACGGAAGGAGGAGACUUAUGAUCAUUUCUAUGAUUGGAAUUAUUACCUGCCUUGUGACGUUAUCUGCUGUGUUUUACCGAGCUUCUGCCACUUCCCCACAUAUCAGCAAUUUUGAGUCUGCACACUUCGGUGGAAACUCUACUUGCCCAAGUUACGUGAAUUCUGCAGAUGCAUCAUCUUGGAACUGCAUGACAUGUUUGCAGGAAGACAGCUGCGCAUAUUGCUCAAACGGAGCCAACAAAUAUGGUGCUGGAGCUUGUCUAGCUUCUACUGAUGCAAUAAAAGGUGCAUGCCGAUCCGAGAAUCGGAUAUGGUACACAAAGGGAUGUCCAAGCUCAAUUGGAAUCUGGGCAGUUUUACUCCUUGGACUGUAUAUCAUUGCAUACUCACCAGGAAUGGGAACUGUACCUUGGAUUGUAAAUUCCGAAAUCUAUCCAUUGAAGUACAGAGGCAUUGGUGGAGGAAUUGCUGCAGUCGCAAACUGGACAUCAAAUCUGAUAGUGAGCGAGACAUUUUUAACAUUAACCGAAGCUGUUGGCUCUGCCGGUACGUUCCUAUUGUUUGCCGGUUUCUCCUUCAUUGGACUAGUCGCCAUUUUCUUCCUCGUACCUGAAACUAAAGGAAUGCAGUUUGAGGAAGUGGAAAAGCUGUUACAGAAAGGAUACUCGCCCUUUAAGAAACAGAAUAGUGAGGACGAUGACAACACCAAUUAA